This is a messenger RNA of Sinocyclocheilus anshuiensis, 645 nucleotides long. Its product is annotated as membrane cofactor protein-like. NCBI's taxonomy places the organism in Eukaryota, Metazoa, Chordata, Actinopteri, Cypriniformes, Cyprinidae. The transcript is spliced from 5 exons. Bases 151 to 615 code for a protein of 154 amino acids. The record is from RefSeq and is a predicted model, not a curated record.
AUCGAUUUCCCUGCCCUACCUUUAUGUGCCUCAGUCUGAAUCCAGCACUGAACAGGGAGCACCGAGAAAUCUUCUAAAAACACCCGAAGUUGCGAAAAAAACAAAUAACAUUGGCCUUGUUUGGAGCUGGCAUUCACCGACAUAAACAAGAUGGGCUGUAAGGUGCUGUGUCCCAGUGUUGCUCUCCUUGCUUAUCUUAUGAUCUGUGAACAUGUCCGAGCGGAAUGUACACAGCCUUCUUUUGCAUCAAGAAAUGUCAUUUUAUCAGCAAACCAUCUCUCGACUCAAAUUUUCCCAGUUGGAUCCACUGUAACAUUUGAGUGCAUGAUUGGACACAAACCAGUUGACUUAAAAGCAUCUAGAUCAGUUACCUGUGAGGGAAACCAGUGGACAAGUCUGGAACUCAGUUGCACAAGAAAAUCCUGUGGAAGUCUUGCAGAUUUCCUUAAUGGGAGAUAUGAUAUGAUUGGGAAUUUAUUUGGCGACACGGCUAAACCAGUUUGUGACAAAGGAUACAUGUUAGCAGGUAAGGAAACAACAAGAACAUGCCGAGAUCAGGGAUGGGAUGGCCGAGAUCCUCUCUGUGAAUGUAUGUUAGUUCUUCCAUUUGAAUGAAAUAUAAUAUUGAAGAGCACAAAACCAUUC